Danaus chrysippus (African queen) is the source of this 645-nucleotide messenger RNA. Lineage: Eukaryota; Metazoa; Arthropoda; Insecta; Lepidoptera; Nymphalidae. The record is from the annotation of a GenBank genome assembly.
AUGAAGGUUAAAUCAUUUACCAUCAUUUGUAUCUUUCUGUUCCGAUCAGCUGAAUCACAAGUCAUGCGACCGCCCGUAUUGGUAAAUAAUAAUAUUUAUUUACGUCCAAACUCGUUCAUGAACCGUCCCACGGGAGCAUUGAACCCUGGCCAGGAUAUAAAUAGAAAGAAUUGGAUAUCGAGUCUCCCUUAUCACUUCCCUUACAACCGGUUCAACGAAAGAAUAACCCCCUAUAAUUCCGCACUCAUACAACAAAUAAAUAAUGAAAUGAUAAACAGAUUGAUAGCCAUAAGGUAUAGGCCAUACAUGUCUGAUUUGCAAGCGGAUAUUCGAGAUAAAAUUAUUUUAAAUGAAACAGAUAUGUCUAAUCCAGAUAAAUGUUUGAAAAAUCAAAAUGUAUCUGAAAAAGCAGAAGGAACACAAAGACCGUUUAAAGUGUAUCCAAAUCUACAAAGCAUUGCAACAACGGAAACCCAAGAUUCAUUUCCGAUAAACCAAACAAUACGUUAUGAAAAAGUCUACCCCCCCACAAAUUCUCAUAAUGAAAUUUUCCACAACGAAGAAGCCACGCCUGUUGACGUCCAGGAAAGUCCUACAAACGAAAACAAUAGUGAAGAUAUCGAUAUCAGAGGAGGUUUUAAUUAA